Messenger RNA from Penicillium concentricum, 1095 nucleotides. Its product is annotated as Saf4/Yju2 family protein. Gene Ontology annotation, cellular component: post-mRNA release spliceosomal complex; U2-type spliceosomal complex. Lineage: Eukaryota; Fungi; Ascomycota; Eurotiomycetes; Eurotiales; Aspergillaceae. Gene Ontology annotation, biological process: mRNA splicing, via spliceosome. The transcript has 3 exons. Bases 1 to 1095 code for a protein of 364 amino acids. The record is from RefSeq and is a predicted model, not a curated record.
AUGCAGGGCUUCAACAUGGGACGAUAUGUCCCCCCAGAUCAAGAAGGCGUGACAACGGGAAACAAACUCGCGGGGAAGCACGCUCUCGGCGCGCGCGCGCGCCACCUGCACACAACCGGCGCAUUAAUCGUGCGCUUCGAAAUGCCUUUCGCGGUAUGGUGCGAGACCUGCAAACCACACCCCAUAAUAAUUGGUCAAGGCGUGCGCUUCAACGCAGAGAAGAAAAAAGUCGGCAACUAUUACUCGACGCCGAUUUACAGCUUCCGCAUGAAACACACCGUCUGCGGCGGAACCAUCGAAAUCAGAACAGACCCUCAGAACACUGCGUACGUUGUGACCGAAGGCGGGCGCAAACGAGACACCGGCGAAGACAAAGAACUGCAGCCUGGCGAAAUCGCCAUCAAACCGUACGCGCGAGAGAUGGAUCCCGCUGAGAAAGAUCCUUUUUCGAAGAUUGAGGGGAAGAUUGAGGACAAGCUUCGUGCGAAGACGGAGGCGACUCGAAUUCUUGAGCUUCAGGAACGGCAGAAGCGUGAUUGGGAGGACCCGUAUGAGAAGUCUAUGCGGUUGCGGAGGGCCUUUCGGCAGGAGAGGAAGGGACUUGAGAAGACGGCGGCGAAGACUGAGGCCCUUAAGGAUAAAAUGAGUCUUGGGAUUGAGCUGUUGGACGAGACGGAGGGUGAUCGGCAGAGAGCCCGCAUGGUGGAGUUUGGUGAGAACCUGGUUGAUGUCGGCUCGCAUGCUUCCCGCGUGACUCGUGUUCGACCUAUGUUUGAGCAGCCGGCGGAAACGCCUGCACGAAAGACAGGACCGGGAGAAAAGAAAUCUCGUUCCUCAAAGCGACCUCGGAAGGAUGAUCUGGUUGCGACACGGAAAGAUUCUCUCCGCCGUGAGCUGGCUGGGAAUACCCGUGCUAUUAUUGAUCCGUUCUUGGUGAAUGAUGCAGAGAACGCAUGGCAACCUAAGAAGAGGAAAACCGUCGCCGCUUCGACUCCAUCACUCCGUCAAGAUUCCAGUGGCAUAGAACUUGCUUCCUCUGCCGGGGCACCGACACCAACACCAGCGCUGGUUAGCUACCCUUCCGACUCGGAGUGA